UUUGGUUUUUUUUUUUUUCAGAGCUGGGGACCAAACCCAGGGCCUUGUGCUUCCUAGGCAAGCGCUCUACCACUAAGCUAAAUCCCCAACCCCGCUCAUAGCGUUUCUUAAAGCCACAGUUGGUGCAUGAAACAGCCUGUGGCAUACAAACUUGCAGAUGAAGGUCUGCGAGUGUAGGAAAUCUAGCCUUCCUGAGGGGUUACCCUGGCCCUGGUAGUCGUCUUAUCUCUCCUCUCAGCUGCCUCUUAGUUUUGGCCUCACUAACAUUGACCAGAGUCUGCUCAUCAGAGAACAAAGUUGAGUCUGAAAGGAGCGUAUCUCAGCCAGGAAAAUGGAUGAGGUAAUGUUCUGGCUUUUGAAAAACAGUCUAGGUAAAGCAAAUCAGGUUGGAAUUCAAGAGAGGUGGGGCCUUCUUCCCCUUGGUCAUAAAGGUUACUACAUCAGAUGUGUGAUCUGUUACGUCUCAAACACAGUUGCCUAUGAGCAUAGCAAAGCUAACAAUAGCCGCCAUGUUCUCCCAGUCUCCCUGAGUCCCUACCUGUUAUAAGGUCCUCCUGACUGGCAUACCCCACCCUUGACUCUCCAAGCCCAGGUACGGGGCUGGGCUGCCCUUCCUCUGGCUGCUCUUCCCUGUAUAGCCCAGCCAUUUUGGCUACGUGGGUCCUUUUUUGGCUGCUUGAUUGCUGCUCCUGGUUCCCUGGUUCCCUCUUCCCUCCACCCUCUCUUCAUAUGGCCCAGUUCAGUUAGCUGGUCAUGUUGAGUCUGGACCCUUGGCGAUGCCUCUGUCCAUGCCUUCCCUGUAUGUGCAAUAAACCUUCUCCAUCAUACCCAGGAGCAGUCUUGUUCUCCUUUUAUUUCCUUCUUUAUUUAUUAUUCAUAGCAGUUACAUCAUUCCCUGUGGACCCCAAAGCCACAGUUUAAAAGAAAGAAACUUUCAUGUGGCUUAUUUGACAGCAGAAUCUGAUGUGACUGGGCAUGGCAUGGUUUCAUUUCACCUACAUUUUCCUAUACUGCUUCAUGAAGGCCUUGCAUAUGCUAUAUACAUACACUUUCUUUUUUUAAUUGGACAUUUAUUUACAUUUCAAAUGUUAUCCCCUUUCCUGGUCUCCCCUCUGCAAACCUCCUAUGCCAUCCCCCUUACACUGCUUCUGUGAGGGUGCUCUACCACUCACCCACCCACCCACUCCUGCCUCACCACCCUAGUACUCCCCUACACUGGGGCAUCAAGCCUUCACAGGACCAAGGGCCUCCCCUCCCAUUGAUGCCAGACAAGGCCCUUUCAGCUCCUUCAGUCCCUCCCCUAAUUCCUCCAUUGGAUUCCAUGAUCAGUUGGAUAGCUGGCUUUGCACAUCCACAUUUGCACAACCCUUUCUUAAAAUCUGGAAAAUUGUAGACUCUGAGACCAUCCAUUCCUAAGAUUCUAGGAUAAAGGGUUGUAGCUUAUGAUGAGCUCUCUAGGCUAUGGCCCUACCAUAUGCAAAACAGCUAUCUUUCUUUCCAAGGAGUAACAAUUCUUAACAGUUUGCUUAAUGCUCAUGUUUGGCCUCAAACUCCUACAAACAAAAUAACUGCCUGGUAGAUUUGGGCAUUAGGACAGCAGUCACAUCUCUGGAUGUCUGGUCACACAACUCAGUUCCUCAGAUAUUUACUGGUAGACUAAUGAUAACUCGGAGAGCUCUUUACUACUGCAAACUGCAAUCCUUACUUGGUGUCUUUGGGAUGGUUAGGGAUAAAACACUAAGCCUGAACGCAACUGGGGAGGGAAAGGGUCUAUUUUGCUUACACUUCCACAUGGCUGCCUGUCUUAGUUAAGGUAACUAUUGCUACACGUGUGCAUAUAUAGGGUUAGAGUUGGUGAAACAGAAAGAUUGGGGAGGGAAGGGUUUAUUUGGCAUAUAUAUCCACAUUUAAUGAAGUCAGGACAGGAACCAGGGCCAGGAGCUGAUGCAGAGGCCACGGAGGGUCUUGUUUACUGUCUUGUUUCUCCUGGCUAACUCAGUCGGCCAUCUUAGAACUCAGGACCACCAGCCCAGGCGUGGCACCUGAGCCCUCUCCCUAGAAAACCAGGCACCUUGGACGCUAUAGGCUACAGUUUAGGCAAUUCAUUGAAACAACCCGUAACAACAAAGGCCUGUUGGAUUUGCAGAAGACGCAGUCACGAGUAUACGCAUCUUGAUACAAACAUGUUCACACCUCAGGUCAUCCACUCAAGUUUUAUGAGAAUGCUAUUUUAAAGGUUUCAGGAAUUGCGAAAUCCCCAGUCAGAGUGUCUCUUGGCUCCCAUUUGUAGGCUUGAUAUGUGCAUCAAGCAGGAUCUGAUGAGUAAUUAGUGCACAGCAGCCCCAGGAGGAGCGAGCAGGCGAGGUGGACAUCCUUAAUCCACAGUCUAAUGCUAGAAACUCCACUCUGAAAAGCGCCGCAGUUGCAAGCAGCCACUGCGCACACUUCUCUGCUGCGUAGCCGGCUAAAGAAGGAUCGAGUCUAGGCCGCGACCUGCGCUGGAACUCGGUCUCGUUAAGUCCAGCAUUCGCAGUGCUUGACGGGAGGAUGAGCAAGACCCGGACCCAAAGUCUCCAGGCGUACGGACCGCUCUGCGGAGGGAGACCUAUAGUUUCUCCAUGAAAACCUCGCAGUGCACGACGGGAAAGGUGGGACCGAGUUUCGUGAUGCAUGCUGGGACUGGUAGUCUCUCUUGACGUCAGGACUACAAUGUACUAUCCAAUACAGCGGUCCGCGCCGAAUGCCGGCGUCAGAAGACUCCUGUGGUUGGAACUCGCAGUGUACGACGGGAGUUGCCAUAGACACGCACUGUAUGCCGGAACUGGUAGUCUUGAUGCGUCAGGACUAGCAGUGUGUGACAAAAGUCUUGUGACAGCGGUCCGCGUGACAUGGCUGUAGUCUCCAUACCACGGACUGGCGCCCCGUAGGUGUGGACCAGCGCCUCUUGGCUCCGCGAGGGCCGAGUGUUUAUCCUUAUCUUGAGCGCACGCAGUCACGCGGAUGCACGUCGCCUGUCCCGCCCUCCAUGACGCAGCACGCCCCCCGGAAGUGGGUGCGCAGCGAGCGGCGGGUGAAGCCGGUGUCGGAGCGGGAACAGCAGUGUCGCCGCCGCCCGCGGUGGGCGCCGCGCCCUGAGCGCCCGGUGUUUUCGUUUCUCACCUCUGUUGUGACCGUCCGUGCCGCUCGCUGGGUCACGAUGGAAGCGCCGCCCUUGGCCGGCGUUCCCACCGAGUGCACUCCGGCGGUGGCCGGGGCAGAGGUGCGCUGCCCGGGCCCCGCGCCGCUGCGUCUGCUGGAGUGGAAGGUGACGGCGGGCGCGACCGUGCGCAUUGGCUCGGUGCUGGCAGUGUACGAAGCCGCAGUCUCCGCGCAGCCCGCAGGGCCAGCCCCGGCUCGCGCGGCCUCUGGGGGCUGCGUGCGCGCCUCGCGGACAGAGCGCAGGCUCAGGUCGGAGCGCGCCGGCGUGGUCCGUGAACUGUGUGCGCAGCCAGGCCAGGUGGUGGCCCCUGGGGCACUUCUGGUGCGGUUGGAAGGAUGUAGCCACCCUGUUGUCAUGAAGGGCCUGUGUGCUGAGUGUGGCCAGGACCUGACCCAGUUGCAGAGUAAAAACGGAAAGCAGCAGGUACCACUUUCUACAGCGACUGUUUCCAUGGUGCACAGUGUGCCGGAGUUGAUGGUGAGCUCUGAGCAAGCUGAAAAACUAGGAAGAGAAGAUCAGCAGCGACUACAUCGAAACAGAAAGCUGGUUCUCAUGGUAGACUUGGACCAGACCCUGAUUCAUACGACUGAGCAGCAUUGUCCCCAGAUGUCCAACAAAGGCAUCUUCCACUUCCAGCUGGGCCGAGGGGAGCCCAUGCUGCACACCCGCCUGAGGCCUCACUGCAAGGACUUCCUGGAGAAAAUCGCCAAGCUGUAUGAGCUGCAUGUUUUCACUUUCGGCAGCCGUCUGUAUGCCCACACCAUCGCGGGCUUUUUGGACCCUGAGAAGAAGCUUUUUUCUCAUCGAAUAUUAUCUAGAGAUGAAUGUAUUGACCCGUUUUCUAAAACAGGAAACCUUAGAAAUCUCUUUCCCUGUGGAGAUUCAAUGGUUUGCAUCAUUGAUGACCGAGAGGAUGUGUGGAAGUUCGCCCCUAACCUUAUAACUGUGAAGAAGUAUGUCUAUUUCCCAGGCACAGGUGAUGUGAACGCACCCCCUGGGGCCCGGGAAUCUCAGACAAGGAAAAAAGUAAAUCAUUCUUCCAAAGGAGCGGACAUCUUGGAACAAGCUCUGCCAGUCAAGGACCCUGAGGAAGGCAAACCUCCUGGGGUGGAACAGAGCAAUGGCCUUGGGAAGGCCUCCCGGGAGCUCAAUGGUGGUGAGGCUGUGCCAGGAGUUUUUUCCAGUAAAACAGAUGAGAAGGAAACCUGGUCCCUCACCCGUGCCUCUCCUGCCAGCAGCUCUGGUGGCCGAGAGCUGACAGAAGCUCCAGAGCUCCCUGUGUCUUGUGAGUGGGACAGUCGGACAGCACCAGGAGCGCACCCUACUCAGGGAGAUGCCACCCAAGGUUUGGACUUCGACCUGUCCAGUGACAGUGAGAGCAGUGAGAGCAGCAGGUCAGAAGGCCAGAAGUCCUUCUCCUCUGCUUCCGAUGGGGAGAAUGAGGAGAGGAGACGCAGAAAGAAGUCUCCAGCCACCCAGGAUAGAACAAAAGUUCCACAGCACAGUGGGCCCCAUGACACGAGUGGGGGGAGGUCUGCAGCAAGCCCCUCGGGAGAGUCUGGGCCUCUCCACCCACAUGACAAAGUGUCCGACCCAGAUACUCAGGAGGAGGGUGAGCGAGACAGCCUCUGUGGCCUGGGCAACGGCAGUGUGGACCGGAAGGAGGCUGAGACAGAGUCACAGAACAGUGAACAGUCAGGUGUCACUGCAGGCGAGUCCCUAGACCAGAGUGUUGGGGAGGAAGAGGAAGAGGACACAGAUGACGAUGACCACUUGAUACACCUCGAGGAGAUCCUAGUGCGAGUACACACUGACUAUUACACAAAAUAUGACAGAUACCUCAACAAGGAGCUUGAGGAAGCUCCAGAUAUACGGAAAAUUGUGCCAGAGCUCAAGAGCAAGGUGCUAGCAGAUGUGGCCGUCAUUUUCAGUGGGCUGCACCCAACAAACUUUCCUGUGGAGAAGACUCGUGAGCACUAUCAUGCCACAGCUCUGGGAGCCAAGGUCCUCACCCAGCUAGUGCUGAGCCCUGACGCUCCAGACAGGGCCACUCACCUCAUUGCAGCGCGGGCCGGCACAGAGAAGGUGCGCCAGGCACAGGAGUGCAAACACCUGCAUGUGGUCAGCCCUGAAUGGCUGUGGAGCUGCCUGGAGCGCUGGGACAAGGUAGAGGAGCAGCUCUUCCCGCUCAUGGAUGAGGAUACCCGGACACAUAGGGAUAACAGCCCUGCAGUCUUUCCAGACAGACACAGUAUGCUUCCCACAGCCUUGUUCCACCCAACACCCAUCCAUUCCAAGGCCCAUCCUGGUCCUGAGGUUCGGAUCUAUGACUCUAACACAGGCAAGCUCAUCCGGAUGGGCACCCAGGGUCCUGCACCAGCUCUUUCCAGUGCCCCACUUAUCCAUGGAGAGCCCUCCUCCUUCAGGUGGACGACAUCCUUGGAGAAGGCAGUGAUGACAGUGAGAGCGAGAAGAAGAAGGCAGAAGACCAAGACAGUGAGCAGGAGAGAGCACGCAAGCCCAGGAAGCCCAGGGCCCCAGGCACCCGAAGAGAGCAGCCGGCAGGGCUGCCCUCACCUGGCGAGAGGAGCGCCGCUGGCACGCGUGCGCCCAGAGGCCACAAGAGAAAACUGAAUGAGGAAGACGCGGCCAGCGAGUCCAGUGGGGAGUCCAGCAACGAUGAUGAGGAGGGCAGCAGUUCGGAAGCAGACGAGAUGGCCGCUGCUCUGGAGGCGGAGCUUAAUGACCUCAUGUGACUUGGACCCGCCCCAUACCAGCCCUUGGCUUGGGUCCUUUUUCUCCAGAAAAACAUAUAUUUUGCAGAGCUCCACAUACAGAAACACAUUAUUUUGCAGAAAUAAGUGUUUGUAAGAAGUUUUACUAUAGGAAAAUCUACUUUUUUAAGUGACAGUGUUCUGAGGAGUUGGUGUGCGAUGCCAAAGAGCUCACAGGGCCUCCCACGCAAGCAUGGAUAUGUGAUGUCUGGUCGUGUGGUGAGGGCCUUGGGGGCUUCCCUUUGAAUACUAAGCAUAUUUAGUGUGAGGACUGGGAACCCAGGAAGAUUUAAAGAGCAAUAGAGCAAAACCUGGCACCUUGGGCCUUUUCCACAGCUGAUGCUGUCAGAAUUUUGAAGGAUUUUUAAGUAAAGCAGCAGUGUACAUAUGUGUGUACAGAACACCGAGACUCACAGGCAGGCCUGAGAGCCCCAGCCCCCUUCAGUCCCUCGGCGGCUCCGCGGAUGGCCUGGAGGUCCCGGCUCGUCCUUGUCUGCAGCCUGGGCUGCCUGGGCCAUCCAUAGCCUGCCAGUGCGGGCAGUGUGAUAAGAGCUGGUCUGUACCGCCCUGAAAGAGGUCUGAUGUAAAGUUUUUGUAUAUUUCAUAUUCCGCCCACCAGAUUCUUCUUCCAUUUAAUAAAAUCCUUUUUGUAA
Rattus norvegicus (Norway rat) is the source of this 6626-nucleotide messenger RNA. RefSeq names its product CTD phosphatase subunit 1 (gene Ctdp1). Gene Ontology annotation, cellular component: spindle; centrosome; spindle midzone. Lineage: Eukaryota; Metazoa; Chordata; Mammalia; Rodentia; Muridae. Gene Ontology annotation, biological process: host-mediated activation of viral transcription; regulation of transcription by RNA polymerase II; exit from mitosis. The record is from RefSeq and is a predicted model, not a curated record. Gene Ontology annotation, molecular function: TFIIF-class transcription factor complex binding; RNA polymerase II CTD heptapeptide repeat phosphatase activity; phosphoprotein phosphatase activity.